CUCCGUGCCUCAGUUUAUCUCCUCUGGGAAGCGAGUGAUUGCGGCCCGGCGCCCCCGAGGAAAGGGGGACGAACCGGGAUGGUCACGGCCAAGUCCACCUGCACGUAUUAAGCACCUGCUGUGUGCUGGGCGCCCGAGGCCAGAGACAGAUCCGGGGGCUGAGGAAGUGACUCGGAGAGCGCUCGGAGCACCCUGAGAGAAGUUGCUUGGCCACCUAGCAACAAUGAGUCUGGUAAACUGUGAAGAUAGCUGUGGUGCCAACCAGCCGGACAGCGACUGUUGUACUGCCAUGGCCAGUGCCUGUAGCACUGGCGCAAAGGAGGAUAGCGUAAAUGGGAGCACCAUUCCUGGGAACCUUUCCAGUUCCUUGAUGGAAGAGAUUCAAGGCUAUGAUGUGGAGUUUGAUCCACCCCUUGAAAGCAAAUACGAGUGUCCUAUCUGUCUGAUGGCAUUACGAGAAGCCGUGCAAACCCCAUGUGGCCAUCGGUUCUGCAAAGCCUGCAUUGUCAAGUCAAUAAGAGAUGCAGGUCACAAAUGCCCUGUUGACAAUGAAAUACUGCUGGAAAAUCAACUAUUUCCUGACAACUUUGCUAAACGGGAAAUCCUCUCGCUUACAGUGAAAUGUCCAAAUGAAGGUUGUCUGCUGAAGAUGGAACUGAGGCAUCUAGAGGAUCACCAGACACAUUGUGAGUUUGCCCUUGCAGAAUGCCCACAGUGCCACCUUUCCUUUCGGAAAUGUCUCCUUCACAAUCAUAUGCUCAUGGAGUGUCCAAGGCGACAAGUGUCGUGUGUGAACUGUGCUGCACCAAUGCCAUUUGAAGAGAAAGAGUUCCAUGACCAGAACUGCCCAUUGGCAACAGUCUUCUGUGAAUACUGCAACACCAUGCUCAUCCGGGAACAGAUGCCUAAUCACUAUGAUAUAGAUUGCCCAAUAGCUCCAAUUCCAUGUACUUUCAGUACAUUUGGGUGUCGUGAGAAGAUGCAGAGGAAUCAUCUGGCUCGCCACCUGCAAGAGGCUACUCUGGCCCACAUGCGCAUGAUGGCCCAGGCCAUCGAGAACAUCAGCAUUGCAGUUUUCAAUUCUGGGCGUGAGGCCCCUCCCUACGAUGGGAGCUCCAUAUCCCGGGCCCCCUCAGGAUGCCCCCACGACAUUCAUAACUUCCAGGAAACCAUCCAGCAGUUGGAGAGUCGUCUUGUAAUACAAGACCAUCAGAUCCGAGAGCUGACCGCUAAGAUGGAAACACAGAGUGCUUGCGUGGGGGACCUCAAAAGGACCAUCCGAACCCUGGAGGACCGAAUUGCUGAGAUGGAGGCACAGCAGUGCAAUGGCAUUUAUAUCUGGAAGAUUAACAACUUUGGGAUGCACUUGAAAUCUCAAGAAGAAGAGAAGCCUGUUGUCAUCCAUAGUCCUGGAUUCUAUACUGGCAAACCUGGCUACAAACUCUGCAUGCGCCUUCACCUGCAGCUGCCAAGCGCUCAGCGCUGCGCUAACUAUAUUUCCCUUUUUGUCCACACGAUGCAGGGUGAGUAUGACAGCCACCUUCCCUGGCCCUUCCAGGGCACAAUACGCCUCACUAUUCUCGAUCAGUCUGAAGCACCUGUGAGGCAGAAUCACGAAGAGAUCAUGGAUGCCAAACCAGAGCUGCUUGCCUUCCAGAGGCCUACCAUCCCCCGGAACCCCAAAGGUUUUGGUUACGUGACUUUCAUGCACUUGCAAGCUCUUAGGCAAAGAACCUUCAUUAAAGAUGAUACCUUACUUGUGCGUUGUGAGGUCUUGACACGCCUGGACAUGAAUAGCCUAAGGAGGGAGGGCUUUCAGCCACGCAGUACUGAUGCAGGGGUAUAGUGAAUGGCCCCUGGCUUAUGAAAACUGAAUCUGUCUGAAGUCUGAAGCCAGCUCCUGUCCCAGUUGCCUUACGUGAUUUACAGCGCAGUGGUACGGUCCAGGCUUUAUUUCUGGUUGCUCGUGAAGUCAGUUCAAGAGUCUCAGUCCUCCGAAAGCCUUUGAGCAGUGAAACACAAAUCAAAACAAUGAUUUAAAAACGUUGUGUUUUAUUACGGUAGCAUAAAUCCUGUACCAUUGCCUGAAAAUCAUCAGUCAGCCGUCCAGAUCCGUAUCCCCGUCCCAAGUCCUCACUCCUUCUGUGGCCGUCUACAUUGAAACAGUUUUCCCUUAGAGAUGAACACUUGAUCUGCUUCUACAAAAGAAUGGCACCCAAGGUGCCUUUAAUGUAUUUUAACGGUUUGGUUAGUCGGGGGGAUGUCUUUUGUUCUUUCUCAGUUAAAGUCCGAAGAUCAACAUCGAAGGGUUUUCCCGUGAACUUCACCCAAAGGAUGGUAUUUAUUAUCCAGAAGUCAGAAUAGAGCAGUUGAAAGCCUGCUCUGCCUCCCCUCCCUCCUCUUGCCUGGAUAAUUAGAAAUUUCCUUCAAGCCAUAUUGUUUUGAUGAUAUUAGACUUAAGUAAACUGAGAAUCACUACCGCCUUACCUACCCCAAAAGAAGAGCUAAGUAGAGACUUGAGUUCUCAAAAUUUUGACACCCUUUUACCUGUCGGGAUCUGAGGUGAAGUUCCCAUUUGCUGCUUUUUUUCUCCCAGGGAAUUACCAGCUCCAAGCACAGUGAUUUAUAGCAGUCUUAGACUUGUCAAAAAUUUUUUUCUUCACCAAGACCAUAUAUAUUUUUAUAAAGGACUUUGAACUUUGCAAAUGGUCUUUUCCAUGCAAAUGUUACAUGUGAAUGUCAGAGACUUUGUUUUGUUGGGAUUUUUGUUGUUUUUGGCGAGGCAGUUGGGAUUAAGUGACUUGUCCAGGAUCACACAGCUAGUU
Messenger RNA from Vombatus ursinus (common wombat), 2825 nucleotides. It is a transcript of the gene TRAF6, whose product is annotated as TNF receptor associated factor 6. Gene Ontology annotation, molecular function: tumor necrosis factor receptor binding; ubiquitin protein ligase activity; zinc ion binding. The record is from RefSeq and is a predicted model, not a curated record. Gene Ontology annotation, biological process: regulation of apoptotic process; positive regulation of JNK cascade; interleukin-1-mediated signaling pathway. Gene Ontology annotation, cellular component: plasma membrane signaling receptor complex. The transcript is spliced from 7 exons. NCBI's taxonomy places the organism in Eukaryota, Metazoa, Chordata, Mammalia, Diprotodontia, Vombatidae. The coding region runs from base 224 to 1846 and encodes 540 amino acids.